CAAAAAUUACAUCGAUGUCGAUAAGUGUCAAAGAUGGAUGGAAGCUUUGUUACUAGCGGUUGACUUUUUUUGUAAAUCCCUGUUUUAUAUAUUUAUUAAGUAUUAAUGGAGUUAAUAAAAGGAACAUGUUUUUUUUGUGCGAAUUCAAAAGUAGUGUCUGACUUCGAAUCUGUACAUAAUACAAUUAUUACAUUAUUUUCAGGAAAAAUACAAGAAGAUAAGCUUAUAAAUCUGAAACCUCCAAAAGUAUGUCCACUAUGUUACCAUAGUUUUGUUUUAAUGAAAAGAACUCACGAUGAUAUUUUGCAUUCAAGCUCGGCUGAAAAAGUUCAUGAAAAUUGUCAUUUGUGUGGAAAUUCAGAAGAUGUUAUAAAUGUUUCAAAAUGGGCUCAUUUUAAGGCAAUUGGUAAAGAUUUUCCUGGUUCUAAUGGUGAAAAUAUAUCAAAUGUAUGUUCCGAUUGCUUAUAUUAUUUAGAGACAAAAAGUACAGUCAAGGAAAAGUUAAUAUCAGAAUACCCUAUCUUGAAGCAAGAAUCAAUCAUUUCUCAAUUUGACGUAUUGGGGAAUUCAACACCUACAAGAAGAACCCGAACAAAAGCAGAGAGAAAGUCCCCUAUUGAUAUUGUAGAUUUAACAGUUGCAGAACCAGUUGCAACUCCAACAGACAAUAUGAAAUUUAGACCUUUAAAAACCGAUAGGCAUUUAAGGAGAUCCAGGGCAGUUAACACUGAUCCGAAAUUGCUUAAUCAAGUACUUAUAAUCAAGCUACCAAAUCAGUCGCUAAAAGAGGAAGCUACCAAAUCAGCUCCUAAGAGGAAAUCACUUACACCUAAAAGAGUUAGGUUUCGAGAUGAACAUGAGCACAUUAUAGAUAAAUACAAUUCUCCUUCAUUAUAUACAGACAAAGAGAAUGCGUAUAAAGAAACUGAAGAAUUGGUUGAAUACGAGAUAAAAACAACCCCUAGAAGGUCUAGGUACAGAAGCGUUGACGACACAGAAAGUAGCCCCGAUUCUUUAGAUCCACGAAAAAAAUCUUUCUUUAAGAUAAAGUUAAUGAAGAAGAAACCGAAAUCGAUUAUAGCAAAACCUUUUAAAACUGUGACUAACGAACCUCUUGAAAAAUAUAACGAUGCCAUUGAAAAGCGAAAGGACACCAUCGGAAAACGAAAAACAAGCGCACACAAGGGUAAGGAAACCAUGCAGAAGCUUGUAAAUAGAGUUUGUAAAUUUAAUUUAGUGGUAAAUGUUGAAAGAAUGAAUUAUUCAGAAAUAAAUGGCAUAAAUCAAAGUGGAUUAUCUAUAGACGAAUUAGAUCCCCUCCGAAUAGAUAGUUGGGAAGAAAACUUCAAUACGGAAGUAAAUGAGUCUAACAAACAGCCGUUAAAGACUAAAAAAAGAGGACGACCAAAAAAACGAAGUGUAAGCUUUUCUGAUGAGAAGGUGAAAGAAGAAAAAAAUGGACCUCUUCCUAGUAAGAACGGCAAAAAAGGUCCAGCUCUAAAGGAAAAAGUGAAACCAAAUACUAGUAGUAUUAGAAGAGCUAGUAAACGGAACUCAAUUGUCUCUGUUAGUUCCGAGGACGAGGUUAAACCAGUGGAUAUUAAAAAACCUAGACCGUUGAGAAAAAGACGCAAUACUGUGUCUAUUGAAGAAAGUAGUACACCAGAGGUAAAGCCAGUAAAAGUUAAAACCAAGAAAGGUGUUAAAGGAACCGUUGAAAAAAAAUCCGAAAUUCGUGCAAAAGAAAUCAAAAAGCCUUUGAAGAAGAGGCGUUCUAAUGCCAAAAUUAAAGAUGAUGUUAAUGCCGCAAAAGAAAUUAAUGCAAAGGAAGCUGUCAAUGGAUCUGAAGAAACAGAAUUAAAUGCUGAUAUUGUCGAAACUACUACUGAGAAUACCAAUCUUACGGAAGAAAGUAAUAUAAAAGAGGUUAUUAAUGGAUCCGAAGAAAAAGAAUCCGAUAUUGAGAUUCGAGCAGCAGAUUCAAGUGGAACUGAAAUCACCGAAAAAGCGGAUACAGAACCACAAGAAGAGGAAAGUCGAGAAGUCGAAACAGUAUCUGAUAGUGAUGUAAAUCCUAUUGAUGCUGAGGAAAAGGUGGUAGAUGAAAAUUCGGAGAAAUGUGAAAAUAAGGUAGAUGAUGCGAGUUCGGAUAAAGAAGAUAAAAGUGAAAGCGAAAGUUUAAAUAAAGAAGAUGAAAAUGUACAAAACGAAAGUUUAGAUACAGCAGAAGAGAAAGUCGACGAUAAUGAUGUAGAAAAUAAUGAGAAUGAAAGCGUAGCUAAAGAAAAUGAACAAAUGGAUACCGAAACCUUAGACCAAGAAGAUAUUACUGAGGACGAUAAUGUCGAUCAAUGUGGCAGAAAAAACAACCAGGACUCCGAUGAGGAAAAUACAAUAAACCUUGCAAUCUCAGAUACAGAUCAAACAACAGAAAAUGAAAUUUCUCGUAAAGAUGACACAAUAGAACUAGAAAGUGAAAAAGAAGUUACAGAUCAAGAUGAAGAUAAGAACGAUAAUGAAAUAUCUGAUAAAGAUGACAGUAAAAUAUUGGAUGAAAGUUCAGCUGUAGAAGAUGAUACUGUUGAAGAAAACAUAAACAAUAGCGAAAAAGAAAAUGACAAUGGUGGAAAUCUUCCAGAACAAGAACUUUGCCAAACAGAAAAUGAAAAUUUCGAUGAAGUAGAAGAUCAAGAAGAGCAAACAGAAAAUGAAAAUCCAGUAGGUGUGGAAGACACGGAAGAUAGAACAGAGGAUGAAGAGGUAACAACAGCUGAUGAAGUAAAUACUGCUGAUGAAGAUACUACAGCUGAUGAGGUAUAUACAGUAGAUGACAGCUCGCAACUGGAAGAUAAUACUGAAACAGAGGAAAAAGAUAGUCAUGAUGUAUCAAUAGAGCAAAAUGGCGAGAACACAGAGGAAGAUCUAAGUCAAGACAUCGAGGACAAUGACACAGAAGAAACGGAAGAGGAACAGAGCCGAAAUAAAGAUGUAACUGAGCAGCAAGAAAACGAGGCAAAUGGAGAAGUAGACAACGGAGAAACGGACAAUGGGGAAACAGACAAUGGAGAAGCACACAAUGGGGAAACAGACAAUGGAGAAGCAGACAACGAAGAAAAUCCGGAUGAAUCAAAAAACGACGAUCUUGAAUUUGGUAUGACGGAGGACGAUAAUAAAAGAAUUGCAGAGACACUCGCCGCAUUUGAGGACAUGUCGUACACAAAUAACGAAGAAUCAGAAAUUGUGAAUUUAGAUACAUCGUGCGAGGUUCAGGAUAACGAAGUGGCAGGUGAAAAGCGCAAACGGAAUGAUAGUGAAGAUAGUUUUACGGAUGAAAGUAGUCCUGACGCGAAGAGAAAGAAAGUAACUUUUAAUGAGGACUUUGACGAAAAUGUUUGAUUUAAAAUUGGGAAUACGUUUUAAAUUUAACUGAUAGUGGAAUAAACUUAAGCAAAAUUGCUACGGAUAAGCGUCCAAACUGAGUAUUUUAAUGGUAUUUCCUUGAAAAUUAUAGGAUAAAUUUUUCUUCUUACUCCUGAUGCCCAUCAGGGGCGUCGGAGGUAAAUUAAAAAUAUAAUUUGACAGUUAGGUUACUAAAUCAGUGAUAUAUUUUUUUCUACAAGAUCUAUCGCAUAAGGUGUUUAAAACAUAUUUUUACGAGAUUUAAUACUAAACUCACAGCAGCUAUUUCAGUCUCAAUAUCAGCUUUGUUACAGUGGGUGAUCAAAUUAUUAGAGCCACCUCAGAAAAUUUUACUUUUUGUUUAAUAAUGGUAUGUAAGUUUUUUCUUUAUACGGUCCACAUUUGCCUUUGAAACUUUAAAUAUGUAUGCUAUGUUUCUGUUGGAGUGAUUGGUGUUGAAUAAUAAAGUUUUUAUUUCUGUUAUUUUCCUUGGUGAGAUGUUUUUGGCUUUUCCUAUGAUUAGGGCAGUCAAUGAGGGUAUUUGGCUCCGAAUUCCAUCCUACUAUAUCGAUUUACUUGAUAUUUUCACAGUAAGUAGGGAAUAGCUCAAGAAACAAAGUCUAGCCAAUGCCGAUGUGCGUUUUCAUCUUGGAAGUGGUUUCCACCCCUUCUCGGGGGUGAAAAUUUUUUUGGUUAAAAUAUCCACGGAAGUGGCUAGAGAACCUAAUUCUAAAUAAAAACUGUUCUAUAUAUUUUUUUGAAAACUCAAUACUUUUUGAGUUAUGCGUGGUUGAAAAUUGGCCAUUUUCAUCAAAAAAUCACACCUUUGCAGACAGUUUUUUUGCAAAUACCUUAAAUACUAUGCAUCUAACGAAAAAAACUAUAUAAAAUAUUUUUGUAGCUCAUAAAAAAACAAAGAGAUUCGUUCCUUCAUAAAUCUUCUAGUUAUAAUGCAAAAAGAGAUAUGGUAGGUGAGAAGAGUUAGUUUUUUGGUGCAUACUCAAAUCGGUGUACUCAACUUGAAAUCACAGAGAAACGGUCGAUUUUAAGUGUUUAAUGAUACUACUACCUUUUGUAGUACUUGAAAAGACCUUUAAAAUGAGCGAUAGUAAAUGUCGAUUACAUUCAAACUAAGCGAGAUAUGCUGCAAGAAAGUUGAUGACUAAUAUAUUUUAAGAAAAAAUGAGAAGUGUAUACACCUCAUCCACCAGAAUUUAAAUGCGUCGUUUUCCUUCUACAAUACCUUUUACUAUAGUGUUAUUUGUGUGUUCAAAAAGUUGGACGAGUUUAAAAUGAAUGGUUUUUGAAAAAAAAUAAGAUCAAGAUAUAAAGCGCAUUUUUAAAUUUUCUUAAAAAUCUUCAUUUUUCUCCAUAUAACUCGAAAAUGAUACGAGGUACGAAAAAAAGAUAUCGGACAAAAAUGUAGUUUUUUAAAUAAAAAUAUUGUUUUUAUUUUUAAUUACUGUAACUCUUAUCAUUUUCAAGUUACAUGGAGAAAAAAGAUUUAAAAAAAUUAAAUAUGCGCUCUAUAAUUUGAUCUUAUUUUUUUUUUUCAAAAACCAUUCAUUUUAAAUCCGUCCAACUUUUUGCACGUAGAAAUAACACUAUAGUACAAGGUAUUGUAGAAGGAAAACGAUGCACUUAAAUUCUGGUGAAUGGGGGUUAAAUAUGCGUCUCAUUUUUUCUUAAAAUACAUUAGUCAUCAAUAUUUCUUGCUGCAUAUCUCGCUUAGUUGGAACGUAAUUUACCUUUAAUAUUGCUCAUUUUAAAGGUCUCUUCAAACACUACAAAAGGUAUUAAUAUUAUUAUACACCUAAAAUCGACCUUUUCUCUGCUAUUUCAAGUUGAAUACACCAAUUUGAGAAUGCUCAAAAAAAAAACAAACUCUUUUCACCUAACAUAUCUCUUUUUUUGUUAUAAGUAGAAGAUUUAGGAAGGAACGAAUCUCUUUUCUUUUUUAUAACCUACAAAAAUGUUUUAUAUAGUUUUUUUUAGUUAGAUGCAUAGUUUUUCAAGUAUUCGCAAAAAACUGUUCGAAAAGGUGUUGUUUCAAUAUAGAUGGCCAAUUUUCAACCACGAAUAACUCAAAAAGUAUUGAGUUUAAAAAAAAAUAUAGAACAGUUGUUGCUUAGAAUUAGGUGCUCUAGCCACUUCCGUGGUUAUUUUAAUUAAAAAAUUUCGCACCCCCGAGGCCGGUUGGGAACCAUCCCCAAGAUAAAAGACACAUCGGCUAUUCCCAAGAUUUCAUUAAAAUCCAUGCAGUAGGAUAGAAUUCGGAGGUAAUAACCUAUUCUUGCUCCCAUUGACUGGCGUAGAUGUUCUGGUACAACUAGUGUAUAGUGUAACGAACUUGCAAUGUUUACUAAAUUCAUAAAAAAAUGGUAUAUAUGACUGUCAGAAUAUCACCAAAGAUCAAUGGAAACUCUCAAAGUUUAUUAUAACUCUAAACACCAAGAAUACAAAAUAAUAGGCACACGAGUUGCAAGCUAGGUUGGGCAGCACUGACAGACAAUGGCAUCUGAGUCACGCAUUGCCACACACGCGUGUUGCCACUAUUUAUUACACUUUUAUAAAGUGUAACAAGACAGUCAAAUGGAAACAACCUCCUUAAUAUAUUAUUGGGACCGUGCAAGUUCGGAAAAGCGACACCUGGUUUCAUAGCUCAGCAAUAUUUUUCGCACUUUUAAUUAUAUUGGCCAAUUAUAUUAGUCCUGGUUGCUGGAUAAUUGUCAAGGCCAUAGCCCAAAAAAAUAUAAGAAAAAAAGUAAGAUUUAGAUUAUGUUAUUAAAAGGUAACAAUUGUAUGUAGUAAAGAAAACUAAUUAUUAAAAUGCAGUACUGCAAGCAAAAUACAAUUAUUUAAAUUUACUUUUAUAUAAUAAUUGCUUAUCAUAUCAAUAUUGUGGAGCAACAUAUAAUUUUUCUUCUUCAAUGACAGUAGGUAUGAACUGUAUGUCAAUUUGAUAAUUUCAAUUGACAAUAUGAUUCAUUUAGGAAUGUUGCAAGAUUUCUCCGCUAUUUGCGCACGAUCGUUUCUCGUAUCCCCUCCAAGUACUUGCACACCGCGAAUACAGCUCAAUUAUAUACCCUUUCUGUAAAACAUUGAAUUUUACUAGGUGGCUAUAAUAAUUUUAUCGCCCACUGUAUGUUAGGCAUUAGAGCGUAGGCAAAACUGUAAUUAAAAUAAAAAUAUAAUUUUCAUGCAAAACAUUAGUUUUCAUAAUCCGCUGGGAGAGUUGACAUGGAGGGGAUAUGACAUGUCGACAGUGCUUCUCAUGGUGGGUGGCACAAUUUGCAAGAAGCCCCCCAUCAUCAGCCUCUCUCAAUCCACUGCUGGACAUAGGCCUCCCCUGUUUGUCUCCAAAGUGUUCUAUCUUGUGCUUGCUGUACCCAGUUUUUUGUUGUCCUUCGUAAGUCGUCUUGCCAUCGUGUUGGUGGUCUUCCUCUGGUACGUUUAUCGGCUCUUGGUCUCCAUUCAACUAGUUUACGAGUCCAUCUUCCGCCCUUCAUUCUGGCAACGUGUCCAGCCCAUUUCCAUUUUAAGUUACAGCUUCUUUCAAUGACAUCUAUGACUUUGGUCUCCCCGCCCCCCACGGGCAAAAAUUGAGUUAUUUUUCUUCACUUUACAUAUUUUCUUGCCUUAGUAAUGAAAUUCACCCCUUAUUUUCAACACUUUCUUUGGAAACACAAAGAAUCUACAUAUCGCUACCUACAUUCUAAUACCACGUAUGAGAAUUUUUAGUCGAAAGCAUUAGAGGUUGAAUCUGAGUAUAUUGCUCACGCUCUACCGAAUGAUUCUUAUCACAAGUACGAGAAAACAUUAUUUCUCGUACUUGGGAUUAGAAUAGUUCAGUAGAGCGUGCGCAAUAUACUCAGAACCAACCUCUAACUCUUUUGCCUAAAAAUCCUCAUACGUGGUAUUAGAAUGUAGGUAGCGAUAUCCCUCUUUCACUAUAGUGUUUACAAUCCGGGGCAAAGCACAUUACCAUUUUUAUUAUACAAAAUACAAUGGUUCACAAAAAUUCCUAACCUUUGCUUGGUGAAUAUCACUCGGUGAAUAUCACUUCAUAGAAAUUUAAGACCGGAUUAUGGUGGUAUUAUCUUAAAAAAACACUGUACUUAUUAUUCUUGGUCAGAUGACUGAUAGUCAGUCCAGAAAAUUUUCAAUAUGUUUCAAUGCCUCUAUCUUGUUCAUGGUAGGAAUUGUUAGUGUCCAUAAUUCUACUCCUAUAUCAUAGUUGGCCAAACAUUUCAGUAGCCGUAUCCUAAGUCCGAAGUUGAUGUGUGCGUCGCAUGGUAGUCCUUUUACUUGUAUGAGUGCGCUUCUUGUUUGUUCAUAUUUUGUAUUUAAUCUCAACAUUCGGGCCCAGUUGGUUGUUUUAUUCAGCAACCCAGGUACUUUGUUGUUUUUACUUGUUCCAAGAUUUUACCAUUCGAUGUGAUUGGAAGACAAGGUCAUCACUGUUUAUUUUCAUGUUAAAUUGUGUUAUAAUAAGAGUCUGCCAUCAAAAUGGUAUCAUCUGCAUGUCUGAUGCUUGAUAUUUUAAUUCUAUUAAUUUUUAUAUCUUCUUAAUACCACUUAAUAAGAUUUUUCACGAUUUCCCACUUGUACAUAAUUUUUAGAUACUGUAAAUAUUUUAGAUUUUAAUUUUUACAUCUCUCAACAUCCCCCAGUAUGUCGAAGAUUACUAUGGCCUUGAUUACUUAAAUUAAAUAUCUGACCCGUGAAUUGAAAGGAAAACUAUAUAGUCAAAGAUACAUAUAAGGUCGACCUGUACCAAUCUGUUUUAUGGAUAAAAAUUAUUUGGUAUGUACUUUAGUAUGUUAAAAAUGAUAAAAAACAAGGUGUGAUCGAUAUAAUUUUGUCACGCCUGUAACAAUUUAUUAAUAAUUAAAAAAAUACUUUUUUUUUAUAAAUUUAACAAAAAAAUUUUUGCCGAACAGAUAUUAAUUUAGAUUUUUUGGAUUAUUCGAAACAAAAAAGGUUUUUUUGUAAUUUUUCUCUUAAGUUGAUCGUUUUCGAGUUAUAAACAAUUAAAAACUGAAAAAAGAAUGAAAGAUGACGAUUUUCAAGGCUUAAAAACAUAAGUAAAAAGUAUCAUUUUUGAAAUUACGAAGUACCUAAAUUCAAGUUAAAACCUUAUUUUAUCAGUUCUUGAUAAGUAUUUUGGACUUACUUCAUUGUAUCAUAUUGUUUUUUAGUUUUUAUUGCAGCCCGAUCCCGUCUUCCCAUAAGGAACCUUCUUCAUUAACAAUUAAAAAAAUAUAUAUUUUAGAACAAAACAUGGCAAACAUUGUUAUCCAGACCUAAUAGAAGAAGGUUUGAACUUGAUUUUAGGUACUUGAUGAUUACAAAAAUAAUAGUUUUUAUUUAUGUGUUUGAGCCGUAAAAUAGUCAUUUUUCGUUUUUUUGAAGUUAGACUUCUUUAGGCGCGAUAGAGAGUGAAUUUUUAUUAUUCUGCGUGCAUGCGCACAGAGACAGUAUGUUAUUCGUUGCUAAAUCUUUUAAGUUAUGUAUGUAUCAGUCCAAAAAAGGCGUGGAAAAAGUAUAUUAGUGUUUUUAGUUUAGUAAAUAUAUUUAUUAUAAUUUUUGUGUCUUUGGAUUUGUUUUCCUCGGGAGUAAGAUAAUAUGUACCUAUUAUUAAAACAUUUUUAUAUUUAAUACAGUCGAACCCGCUUAUUGGAAUAGCUGUUGUGCCAAGAAAAAGUAUUCCAAUAACAGGGAUAUUCUAAUAACCGAUCAUAUAAGCCUAGUAAAAAUGUUGUGGGACCUCAAAUUUCUAUUCCUUAAACCGGGAUAUUCCUUUAACCGGUAUUCUAAUAAGCGGGUUCGACUGUACUUCACUUCGUCUAUUUGUUACCGUGAUUUGUCACAAUGUCCGAGAAACCGUAAAAAUAAUGCCUUCAUAGCGUCAUUGGUAUAGCAUUCGACUGGAGAUCGAGAGGUCCCGGGUUCAAAUUCUGACAAUUGCUGUCUUUUUUUAAUUUUUGGAUUUUUAGAAAGUGGUAAGUAUUAAAAUUAGUUUAAUAAACUGUUCAAAGUAUUUUAUUUCGUUGAAAUCAUAUAAUAGAAGUAUAACUUCUUACGUGCGUACAAAGUACACACACAUUCUUUUUUUUUUUAGUUUCAAAUUGCUUAUAAUAAUUCGAAAACGAUUACUAAGAGAAAACUUACAAAAGACCUUUUUUGUUUCGAAUAAUCCAAAAAAUUUAAAAUACUAUCUGUCUGAGACGAACCAUUUUUUUUAUUUAUAAAAAAAGUAAUUUUUAUUAUUAAUUAACACGUUCGGUGCCCAUCUUGAACAAACGCCACAUGGCUGGUACCAUGAACGUAAAUAGUUCAUAGUAGUCGGUACCCUCGAUGAAAUGGUCAUAACGACAUACUGUCAUCAUGGGCACCGAACGUGUGAAUUACAGUCAGGACAAAAUUAUAUUGGAUACCCCUUGUUUUUUAUAAUUUUUAACAUACUUAAUUACAUAUCAAAUACUUUUUGAAGUUAUACUUCUUUACGAUCGAGAGUGAAAUUUUAUAAUUCCCUGGCGCAUGCGCACACAGACAGUAUGUAGUUCGUUGCUAAUCUUUCAAGAUAGGUAUGUAUAUAUUAGCGUAAAUAAGUCAUUAAAAGAAUAUAUUAGUGUUUUUAGUAAAUGUAUUAUUUAUUAUAAUUUUUGUGUCUUUGGAUUUGUCUUCCUCGGUAGUAAGAUAAUAAAAUAUCUAGGUAUAACAUUUUUCUACUUCACUUGAUCUGUUUCUCACCGUGUUGUGUAAUUAUAUCCGAGACGUCACUUACAAGGGUCUCGAUAGCUUAGUUAGUAGAGCAUUGGACCAGAGAUCGAGAGGUUCCGGGUUCCAAUCCCGGAUGAUUCAUAUAUUUUUUUAAUUUUUGGUUUUUAUAAAAAAAUUUUGAAAGUGGUAGGUAAGAAAGUUUAAUAUUUAAAUAAAAUACAACUAACCUGUUAAUAUAUUAUUUAUUUCGUUGAAAUUAUAUAAUAGAAGUAUGUAUAACUUCUUACGUGCGUACAAAGUACAUACACAUCCUUUUUUAUCCGUUAAACAGAUUGGUGCAGAUCGACCUUGUAUCGGAUCCAACACUAAUAAUAUAUUAGAUACUUCUAGGAGGAUAUAGUUUUAUCGUCGAUGACUUGCAAUGGAAUUUAUAGAAAAAAAAAUAGGAUGAUAAAAUAUUCUACACGUAACUUAAAAAUUAUCAUUUUUUAACUCAUGUACAUUUAAUACUUUUACAUAUGCAGUAAACUUGUAAAUACUGUUAUUUUAAAAAAUAUAUCAAGUGAAAUGCCAUUUUAUCUCAAAAAAUUUUGUACAUAAAAAUUCCUCUUUAUACACAAUCACUACUAGUUUCAUCAAUAUAUUUCUGGAGAUGUAAUCAACGUAGUUUCCAGUGUAACUGUGGAAAAAUUAGUGUGUUUAUAUAAAGAUUUUUUAAGUCGUUUUUUUUUCUAUUUAGAGAAUAAGAUUCAAUGUUAGUGUUAAGUUUGUACAAAUAUAAACUGUCUGUGCAGA
Messenger RNA from Diabrotica virgifera virgifera (western corn rootworm), 10920 nucleotides. Its product is annotated as glutamic acid-rich protein. The transcript is spliced from 7 exons. Lineage: Eukaryota; Metazoa; Arthropoda; Insecta; Coleoptera; Chrysomelidae. Bases 106 to 3396 code for a protein of 1096 amino acids. The record is from RefSeq and is a predicted model, not a curated record.